AUGGCUUAUAGAAGAGUGGGAAUUCAUGGACUGCAGCAGCAGACUAGAAACAAGGAAGAGUUUCAAAAAGCAGGAGAGGCAUUGGCCAUACAGCAACUAGAGCAGAUGAAGAAUCUGUUGGCUACAUUCAAGACUAAUCUGGAGGAAUUUGCUACCAAACACAAAAAGGACAUCAAGAGAGAUCCAGUAUUCCGCAUGCAUUUCCAACGCAUGUGCAAUAAUGUGGGUGUAAAUCCGCUGGCUUCUAAUAAAGGCUUUUGGUCCGACAUUCUUGGGUUUGGCGACUUUUACUAUGAAUUGGGUGUCCAGAUUGCAGAGGUUUGUCUAGCUACUCGUGAACGAAAUGGAGGACUGAUCGAUCUGGGCGAGCUCAUGCAAUUGGUAACUAAAAUGCGAGGCAAGACUGCUCAAGCCAUUUCCAUGGAUGAUAUUAUACGGAGUAUCAAGGCACUCAAACCACUUGGAAACGGAUUUGAUAUUGUCACAAUCGGAAGUCGAAGUAUGGUACAAUCAGUUCCUCGAGAGUUGGAUGGUGAUUCAACAAAAGUACUCUCGCUUGCCGAGAGUAAAGGAUAUGUUAGUGUGCAGAUGGUCAAAUCCGAUCUUGGCUGGGAAGAUGAACGCAUUUCAAAAGUACUGCAAACCAUGCUUAAAGAUGGAAUAUGUUGGAUUGAUACACAGGAUCGAGUUCAUACAUAUUGGGUAUCCGGGUUUUUUGGCUGA
This is a messenger RNA of Batrachochytrium dendrobatidis JAM81, 723 nucleotides long. Its product is annotated as ESCRT-II subunit protein SNF8. Bases 1 to 723 code for a protein of 240 amino acids. The record is from RefSeq and is a predicted model, not a curated record. Gene Ontology annotation, cellular component: ESCRT II complex. Gene Ontology annotation, biological process: protein transport to vacuole involved in ubiquitin-dependent protein catabolic process via the multivesicular body sorting pathway. The transcript is spliced from 6 exons. Lineage: Eukaryota; Fungi; Chytridiomycota; Chytridiomycetes; Rhizophydiales.